Messenger RNA from Drosophila persimilis, 1927 nucleotides. RefSeq names its product UDP-glucuronosyltransferase (gene Ugt35A1). The transcript has 2 exons. Bases 145 to 1746 code for a protein of 533 amino acids. Gene Ontology annotation, molecular function: UDP-glycosyltransferase activity. Lineage: Eukaryota; Metazoa; Arthropoda; Insecta; Diptera; Drosophilidae. The record is from RefSeq and is a predicted model, not a curated record.
CUCCAGUGAACAUAUUUUGUAUGUGUUUUUCUUUUGGGGAUCCGAUACAAACAGUAGACCUCCCCGACAUUUGCCGAUAAUUAUAUGGCAAAGGUUUUUGUCAGAGAUUAGUUGUCGUUUGCUGGCGGAACGAUUUGGUUGGACAUGAGAACUCCCUGCUGUUUGCUGGCCCUGGGCCUGGGGCUGUUUCUGCUGCUCAGUGUGGGGGCGGCUGAUGAGAGGGUCCAAAGCUCAAAGAUUUUGGCCGUAUUUCCAUUUACUGGCCGAUCGCAGUAUAUAUUCGCCGAGCAGUAUCUCAAGGAGCUGGCGCGACGAGGUCAUAAUGUGACGGUAAUCAACACUUUUGGCAGCGAUAAAAACGAGCCCAACUUUCGUGUGAUUGGUGCCACAAAGAUACACGAAUUGAUGGCAGCCUUUGCUGCUGCUGGUUUCAGCCAACCGGCUGGACAGUGGAAAAUGCUGUCCAUGACCACGGAAUUCCUCAAUAUGCUCACCGCCAAUGUCCUGGAGGAUGCGGCUGUCAAGGCCCUUCUGGAGAGCCGUGAGACCUUUGAUCUGCUGAUCAUGGAGACGGUGCAGAACGAGGCCCUGUUUGGUUUGGGCCAGCACUUCGGUGCCCUCACCAUUGGCAUCUCAUCGUACGGCACCGAUCGACAUAUCGACGAGCUGAUGGGCAAUAUAUCCCCUCUGUCCUACAAUCCCAUGCUGCUGUCAUCGCGCACCGAGCAGAUGAGCUACGAGGAGCGGCUGUGGAAUGUGUGGGAGGCUGCUGUCGUGUGGCUGCACAAGCGAUUGGUUCAUCUGCCCACCCAGAGGCAGCUCUACGGGAAGUACUUCCCCCAGGCCCAGCAGUCGUUGGAGCAGGUCAUGGACAGCUUCUCGCUGAUGCUGCUGGGCCAACACUUCAGCUUGAGCUAUCCCCGACCCUAUCUGCCCAACAUGAUCGAGGUGGGAGGUCUCCACCUCGAACAACAGCGAACGGUGCAGCCCCUGCCCGCUGACAUUGCCGAAUUUGUGGAGCAGUCCCCCCACGGCGUCAUCUACUUCUCCAUGGGAUCGAACAUCAAGAGUGCCGACCUGCCGCCCUCUACACGCAAGGUCCUGAUGGAGACCCUGGGCGCCCUGCCGCAGCGAGUGCUGUGGAAAUUCGAGGCGGAUCAACUGGAGGACAAGCCGGAGAAUGUGUUCAUCAGCAAGUGGUUCCCCCAGCCGGAUAUUCUGGCCCAUCCCAAUGUGAAGCUGUUCAUCACCCACGGGGGCCUGCUCAGCACCAUCGAGAGCAUCUUCUUCGGCAAGCCCGUACUGGGUCUACCCGUGUUCUACGACCAGCAUCUGAAUGUGCAGCGGGCCAAGCAGGCGGGCUACGGCCUGGCUGCCAAUCUCUGGGGCAGCAACAGCACGGAGCUGCAGUCUCUGAUCCACGAGCUGCUCGACAAUCCCUCGUACGCGGAGGCGGCGCAGAUCAAGUCCAAGCUGUACCGCGAUCAGAAGGAGACUGCCUUGGAGCGUGCCGUCUGGUGGACAGAGUACGUGCUGCGUCACGAGGGCGCCGCACACUUGAGAUGCGCCUCACGACAGUUGAACUUUGUCCAGCUCCACGGCUUGGAUACAUGGGGUGUGCUUGGGGCUGUCGCUGUUCUAUCACUGCUCGUCAUUUUGUUUGUGCUUAAGCUUUUAAUAGAAGCUUUGUGUUAUGUCAUCUCCAAACGUCGUCGUGGGACAGAGAACAAAUUAAAGGAACAGUAGGAAUUGUGGGUAGCGUCGAGGUCAGCCAGUCAAUUACUAUCUGUAAUAAUAGUUAUUAUUAGUUAUGUUAUUUGUUUCAUAUCAAAGAGAUUAACUAAAUUCUGUUAAGCCAUUAAAAACCACCGAAUUAAACAAAAAAGUCACAUAUUUUAAUCAAUGGAAAACAGUGCUACUAUAGAGA